AUGGAUUUGUUUUGUACUUGCUGACGCAGUUGAGACUUCCUCCUCUGUGUUUUGAUAAACAAACUGCAUUUUUCUCCCGCCGCCGCCGCAAACUAACCCUGUCAGCCUGCCAGCAUUGUCGGAUUUUACCCACCGAGAAGACAAAGACAGCCGAGGGAAGACGAGAGUUGGUUUAAAUUCACAGCAGAGGCGCGGGUAAACGGUUUCUUUUUUUACGAGGGGAGCGAAACCUGCAACAAAAGACUUUUUUUUAGUAUUAUUUGAAUCAUCAGCGCAUGGUCGACCGCUGGACCAAGCCAACCUGCUGACCACACUCUCUUGUCGGAUGCAUCUCAGUUAACCUGCCCGCUGUCGGUCACAUUGGUCCACCGAGAAGAGCCCUAACAUUAGACAUGGUGAAGCUGACAAAGGCCAAGACAUUCCAGGCCUACCUGGACUCCUGCCACCGUCGCUACAGCUGUGUCCACUGCCGCGCCCACCUGGCCAACCACGAUGACCUAAUCUCCAAGUCUUUCCAAGGGAGUCAGGGCCGAGCCUACCUCUUCAACUCUGUAGUGAACGUCGGCUGCGGUCCUGCGGAGGAACGGCUGCUGCUUACCGGGCUCCAUGCUGUGGCCGACAUCUACUGUGAAAACUGUCACACCACGCUGGGCUGGAAAUAUGAGCAAGCCUUUGAACUGAGUCAGAAGUACAAGGAGGGCAAGUUCAUCAUCGAGCUGUCCCACAUGAUAAAGGACAACGGGUGGGACUGAGGCGCGAACCUCGACGCUUUCUUCAUGACUCUCUUUCGAAGUUCCAUCCCCUCGGCCUAAAAGGGUUCCAGCGUAGCCUCCUCAUCCCGCAUACGAGCCAUCGCUAUGCCACCCUUUCACUUCAUACAGCUUUGCCAAGAAUAGCAUGUGAUGCCUUAUCUUUUUAUCUUCAUACAUUUUUCCAACAACUACGAGAGCACAUAUUGCGUAUAAUAGUGCUAUCCCAAUUCUUAGUUGUGCUGGGACAUGGCGUGAAUGAGUGUAGGGUUUGUGUGUUAACGACAGACUAGGAGACGUAGGCGCACAGGCACGUGUGCAUGUUGGGUUUUUAAGAGUGUGUGUGUUGUUUGAGUGAUGCCACCCUUAUCAGCAACCACAAAACGAACUCGCUCAGUGGGAGUGGGGUCAGUGAAAGUUUUUUUGAACUUCUGAUAAUUUGACCUUCCUUGAAAUUUGAUGCAAAUACUUGGGUUUGCCUUUUGGGUAAAAAGUGCACGUGUAGGUGUAUCUCUGAUGGCCCAAACAGUAAAUUAUUUAACCCAUAGCUCAUUUGCCAGUGAUACAAGUUCACGGGGAAUACUUAGAGCAAUAGGAGGGCUUGUUUUUAUUGUGUAUCAAUAAAGUUAAUUUUUUUUUUAUUGUACAAACGAUAACAUUGGUAAUGGUUUGUCCUCCGCAAGGCGAUCAGGGUAUUCAGUUCGUCGCUUAAAAAGGCUGUAAAAUUCUUCAAGAAUUCUUAGACAUGGAGUAUGAGUGUAUUCUGUUUGUGGGUAUACAUUUUAGUGCGUGUGUUUUAAUGUGAGAGAGGAUAUGUGUGUGUCUGUGCAGUGUGUGUGUGUGUGUGCUGAGAUGUCACAAGCUAGACGGUGUAGAGAAGCAUUUGUCUGGGGUUCACAUCUGGAGUUCGACAGUUGGGAUAUCCACUUUUACCUACUUCUCUUAAUCAGAUCGAUCCUUUGUAAAUAUAACUUAACAUUGAGCAGCCCUGAUGGAUACAUUUACUCAAUCAUGGUAGAGCAAAAUGUGUUUAGAAUUAUGUAGCAUAUUUAUGGUGAUUUUUACGUGUGCUUCUUUCAUUAAAGUGUAUUAUUUUAACCUUGACCUCUCACAUUAAAAUACGGUAUGUGGUAAAAUGUC
Myripristis murdjan (pinecone soldierfish) is the source of this 1889-nucleotide messenger RNA. It is a transcript of the gene ypel3, whose product is annotated as yippee-like 3. Lineage: Eukaryota; Metazoa; Chordata; Actinopteri; Holocentriformes; Holocentridae. The transcript has 5 exons. The record is from RefSeq and is a predicted model, not a curated record. Bases 393 to 752 code for a protein of 119 amino acids.